AUGACUAAUCGAUUUAAAAAUUUAUCAAAGGGUGACCACACAACCACGGUUAAAUCAAAUCGAACAGGUUUUGUACCGCUUGAAUCUAUUUUCAAUAAUGAUGAUGAAAAUGAAGAAGAUAAAAUAUGUCGAUUCACCAGUGACUACUUUUGGCAAACUUUUUCCAAAAUCAGACGAUCAACUAUUGAAAUUAUUAUCCCGGCAAUGCGAGAUAAAAUUAUGAACCCCUCUUCAGAAAAUAAGGAUGUCCCAAUUUCGGUAAAAUAUAAAGAUGAGAUAAUUACAGUAACAGGUAAUGUUGUAGUUAUUGAUGACAGAAAAACUGAUUAUUUUCUUUGUAUAGGAAUGCCAUGGAUCCAAAAAGUUAAAGAAAUUCCAGAUAUAAAUAAACAUGAAUUUCAAAUGACAGUUCGUAGUAAGUUUUAUGUUAUUCCAACAUUUACAAAACCAACUGAAGAUAUUAGCAUGGACCAACCUUCAAGUAAGAUAUCAAGCUGUUGUACUAGUGUAAUACAAGAUACCACACAGGAUACAGAGACUUCAGAACCAUUAGAAGAAGAAUGA
This is a messenger RNA of Diversispora eburnea, 564 nucleotides long. NCBI's taxonomy places the organism in Eukaryota, Fungi, Glomeromycota, Glomeromycetes, Diversisporales, Diversisporaceae. The record is from the annotation of a GenBank genome assembly.